Messenger RNA from Aspergillus fijiensis CBS 313.89, 1890 nucleotides. RefSeq lists its product as uncharacterized. The record is from RefSeq and is a predicted model, not a curated record. Lineage: Eukaryota; Fungi; Ascomycota; Eurotiomycetes; Eurotiales; Aspergillaceae. Bases 88 to 1731 code for a protein of 547 amino acids. The transcript is spliced from 2 exons.
GAGGCUUCCUACCUCCUGAGACUCAAGAACCUAUUCUAACUUACUGUGUAUAUUAUAUUCCCCAAGUCUGGUCAUCCCAUCAGCAACAUGGCCAAUAAAACAUCCGUCCCCCCAAACGACCCCCAAAGCCCCCGCUGGCUCCUCGACCUCCAGCAGUGGAGAAUCGUGCCCUACACCAAUAUUCCACAAAGAAUUCUCGAUGGUGAAGGCUACGGCGUCGUCUCCUAUACCUGGGGCUACAUUGUUGAUGAUGGCAAGCCCGCCUCCGAUCCCCCCCAGGGUCUUUUAUGGGACGUCCCCGCCGUCAAGGGCUGGACACUCGCCAAGGCACGACGGGUGAUGGAGACGAUCGGGACUCGGUAUAUUUGGUGGGAUUGGAUGUGUGUUCCUCAGAGUGGGGAGCAGAUGCGACCCUGGGAUAAGAAAUUAGACUUGGGAAAGGUUCAGGGGGAGGAGAUUGGGAAGCAGCUGCAUAUUUACGGCAAAGCCAAGAAAAGCAUCGUCUGGCUUCACGCAACCUGUUGGGAGCGGGAUUCGGCGAUUAAGGACUUGCUUCAACUGCGCAUACCGGACGACAUACCCAGAGAGGAAGAAGAUAACCAGACUCCAGCUGAACUGGCUAAACACACCAAUAGCCUGAUGAGUCUUCUGAAGCAGGCGCACGAGACAGAGCGCUGGACGUGCUCCGGUUGGACACUGCAGGAAGGCGUACUGUUGCACGAAACGGAGCUCGUCGAUGGCUGCGGACAACGACUCCCCGACAAGCACUUCUGGCUCAGCGACCAGGCCACCGUUGCGGACCUUACUGUUCCAAUUACUAGAUUGGCGUGGGAGAUUGCCAUCGCCUAUUUCAUCAAGUCGCAGGGGUAUGAGCCGGAUGUCGGGUCGCCGAUUCCUAAGCGCCCGCAUGUUUUCGCAAGACUACCGGAGCCGUGGUUGCGGCGGUCUCUGCAGACACUCACAGCCUCAGGCUUCGUCGCCUACUGGCAAAAUAGUCCCCUGGACAUCUUAGCCGGGAAGCGCGGGCGCAAGUUCGGCAAGAUCCAGGACUCUUGCUGGGCGCUUGUGGGCGCGUUGGGUAUUGAUAACAUUGAGGUCACAUAUGCUGAGGACUUUGGCAUGGACAAGGUGAAGCGGCGACUGCUGGUGGCGCUGUUUGACAAGUAUACGUGGGGGAUGUUGGCGCUGCCAUUUCCCGAGUCAAUCCAGGACGUAUAUACCGGCGUGGAACGAGACUUUAGAUGGACAGACGUGGCAGAUGGGGCUGUGCUGCCGGUGCAUGCGUUCUGCGUGGAGAAAAAAACCGCCGCUCCCGAUCCCAACCACCAGGAGCUGGAAUCUCUUAAGCCCAGUUACACAGAGACACACAACGUUUGCAUUCACAGUUGUAGCCUGACCAAAAGAAUAACUCUGUUCCGCGCUUCGAAAGAGGGGAUGGCCUGGUUCCGGCAUUACCGUCAAGACAAGGAUGGAUUGAAGAUUGUCUCGGCGGAGGAUACGGCCUUCGUGGAUGAUAGUGUACUCGGGAAGGCGUGGUUUCUCCCCUUGCAUCAUGUGAAAAUGAAAGCCGGGGCUUUGGGUAGACGAUGUCUUGCGGUGCUGGGGUUGGGGGAUAAGGGCUCGAUUGGGGAACGGGCCGAGGCUGGAUUUGGGGGUACAAUAGAUAUUAGGAGUCUUGGGCCGGAGCAGGUAGAACUUGAUGAACUUGUACUGACUUCAAGUAUGCGGUGAUUCGGGUCGUUUUCGCCUUGGUUGACUCUGAAAUAAUGCUGGGGAACAUCUUCGCACUUUGUGUGUUAAUCCUGAUGCUAUAACCUACCGUGACAGUAUUUCCUUUUCUCACAGGAAUGGGUCUUAGCGUUUGGAAUUGUGGUACGGAUUAGUCUUCAU